AUGGAGCAAGAAAGUGUCACGGUUCUGAUCAUCGGAGCUGGACCGGCCGGUUUAGCAACGUCUGCAUGCCUUAACCGGCUUGGCAUACCGAACGUUGUACUCGAGAGAGAAGACUGCAGUGCCUCUCUGUGGAGGAGAAGGUCCUACGACCGUCUGAAGCUCCACCUGGCGAAGCAAUUCUGCGAGCUCCCUCACAUGGCAUUCCCCCGCCAUGCACCCACCUUCGUCCCCAAGCAAGGUUUCACCGCUUACCUUGACGAGUCCGUACCCCGUUUCGGCAUAACCCCUAGGUACACCCGCCGCGUUACGUCGGCGUCUCACGAGGGAGGAUGGGUGGUGGAGGCUGACGAUGUGGCGACGGGAGGGAAGGAGGUCUACGUGGCAGAGUUUCUGGUGGUGGCGACGGGGGAGAACGGAGAGGGGGUGAUUCCGGCGAUAGAGGGGCUGAAGGAGAGCUUUGGAGGAGAGUAUAUGCACUCGAUAUUGGCACGAGCUAUGGCAUCCGAAAGACCCGACUUUGCAGAUGUAGCACGGGCAUCGGUCCUAGCCACGAGGAAAAAAUCGGAAUCUCCGAUAGCAUCUCGGGCUGAUGCUAUUUUGGCAGCAUGUUCUUCUGCAGUGCAAAUGGCAAUGACGAUUCUGAAAUUGAAGAUCCUCCCCGUAAAACUGGUGGACACUCUCUGCAUGUUCCUCGCAAAGAUGAGUAUGGGAGACACAUCGACAUAUGGGCUUCAAAGGCCCAAAUUAGGCCCAUUUCUUCUCAAGAUGAAGACCGGAAGAUCGCCCACCAUCGACGUUGGCUGUUUGAACCUCAUCAAAUCCGGCAACAUUCGGGUUGUGCAAUCAAUCAAAAGCAUAGAAGGGAACAGAGUCAAGUUUGUAAACGGAGAGAACAAAAACAUAGACGCCAUUAUCUUCGCCACUGGUUACAAGAGCAAUGUAGCCAGAUGGCUUCAGGUUAAGGAUGGAGAUCUGUUUAACGAUAACGGAAUGCCGGAAAGGGAGUUUCCAAAU
This is a messenger RNA of Tarenaya hassleriana, 1014 nucleotides long. Its product is annotated as probable indole-3-pyruvate monooxygenase YUCCA11. The annotation marks the transcript as partial. Lineage: Eukaryota; Viridiplantae; Streptophyta; Magnoliopsida; Brassicales; Cleomaceae. The transcript is spliced from 6 exons. The record is from RefSeq and is a predicted model, not a curated record. Gene Ontology annotation, molecular function: flavin adenine dinucleotide binding; monooxygenase activity.